UCUCCACGUGUCUAAGCCGGGCUGGCUUCAGGCUAGCAUUUUAAAGCUGGACCACCAAUUCGCCCUGAAAUCUGACCCUGUGAAGGUAUAUCAGGAAUUUGAGCCUUUCAAUCUACUCGCUCGUCUACACGUACGGCAAAUCCUAGCUCGUGGCUGACAAUCCCAGGCCAGCCCAGAACUUGCAGCGACACCGAGCCAGAGUUGCGGUGUUUGUGUAUGCAGGCCGUGUGGACUUGCAUUCCGCUCGAACAGCUUAUCAACUCCCUAUACGUGCGGACUCGGUGAGGCCGCUGGUCAAUUGGCGCGAUGGUUACGCCCUCAGUGCCUGAGAUCUACGAAGAAGAGGAUCUCUACGCCGCUAUCGAUGCCCGCACAGAAUCUCUGCAGAGUCUACGGGAGCUGGGCCCUCCGGACCUGGUCUACCUCGUAAAACAACCCAAGGCCAAUGCGACCCGCCAGACGGGGGUUUACCAUCAUGUCACAGGUGUCGAUGCUUCAUCGUCGGCUAGUCUCGCCGCAUAUGUCAAUACAUUGACCUACUCGCCAGUUGAUAAAUUGAAUAAGGUGGUUUCUGGAAUCUAUUGUUGCUAUAAUGCCUUUUCUCACUUGGACAUGCGCGUAGAGGUCAAGAUCCCCGGGAGCCUCGAGAGCUAUUGUAUUGACGAACGAGGAGAUAAAAGAGUUGCAAACGAAGCUCUUUGGCUCGAGACAUUUCUCUGUGCCGUGCUCAGAUCUUACACAUAUGCCGAUGAUGGGACUGGCGAUGCGAUCAAGAAAAUUGUCGGUGUGCGCAGGUUCAACCCAGUGACAAAUACUGAGAUGGAACACAAAUUCCUUGACGCAGCGGAGAAAUUAUUUUUCAUGGGACGACAGCUUAGUUCGGACCCCGAGACGCAAGUUCCAAACACCGUUGCCAAUCAUUUGACUUCCUGUCUCCUUAAAUACAUACAUACAACUGGUCGGUACGCAUCCGGCAUAAACCUUUUCGAAAAGCUGCGAACAAAGGAUGUGGAGGUAUCUUCGCUUUUGGCGCGGGUCAUGAUCUCUGCAGACGAGGAAGUCCAGGCAGUGCGACUCAUGCAUGAUGCAUUGCAGGAUGUGCCCAUGGAUUAUGCGCUGCUUGAUUGUCAGGCAGCCUUCUGUAUGAGCAAAGGAGAAGGGGAGUUAGCCCUAGAGUGUGCUAAACGAAGCGUUACAGCAGCGCCGAGCGAAUUCAGCACAUGGGCUCGGCUAGCUGAAGUAUAUAUCUUCCUCGAACAAUGGGAUCUGGCUCUAUUGACUCUGAAUUCGUGUCCGAUGUUCACAUAUCAAGACAAGGAUGUCCCACGGAUGCCGCCGCCUUCCCGAGUGCUACUUCCAAUUCUUCCAGAGAGUGUCCUGGACGAGAUUGAUGAAGGACAACCCAAACAAGGAGACCCUCACGAUUUUGUCCAUCCAUCUCUCCGAAAAUUGCAUGCGACAGCAUACCAAGGCACGUUUAUGAAAGCCUACGACCUCCUCACCAAGAUUGCGGCGGCUAUCGGAUGGGACCAGCUUUUGAAGAUUCGUAGCGAAGUGUUUGUCAUGGAGGAGGAGUAUCGGGUAGAACGUCAACAUACACCCAAGACCGGACACUCACACAACGCCAGCACGGUAGCGCUCAAUCCGCCAAGUCCUAACCCGGAGACCAACGGUCAUAGUACCGAGGCCGAAGAGGAUGAAGACGAGGGAAAAGAAGAUGGCACUGCAGCGAACGGAGAGGCCCAGAGCAAAGCAGCAGAAGGCCCUACGAUCGAAAAGCCUGAGCAAACCGUUGCAUCCGAAACAGUCAAGUCAGGGAACGACGACCCGGACCCAUCUCAUUCCAAUUACACGCAAUUUCAGAACAAGCGACUUUGUGAACGGUGGUUAGAUAAUCUCUUCAUGGUGCUCUACGAAGAUCUGCGGAUCUACACCAUCUGGCGAUCCGAGAUGGCUCACUCACGCCAUCAAUCGCUCGAGUAUAAGAAGACGGCGACGGAGUGGGAGAUUCUGGGCGAGCUUGCCGACCGACUGCAUCACUUUGACGAGGCAAUUGAAGCUUAUCGGCAAUGUCUGUCGAUACGAUUCUCCCCCAAAGCGAUGCGCGGGAUCCUGAAGCUGUACGAGAAGCAGGGUGAUACACGCGGAAUGCUCAAUGCAUUGAUCCGAUUGAUUGCUUGGCAGUACCGAUGGUACUCCGAGUUCUCGCCCGAGCUGUUAUUUUCGGUGCGCAAGCUCAUUGAAGACGAAGGCGCGGUCAAAGUUCGCAGUAUUGUGCAAGCGACGAACCUGCCACAGCCAGUGCUCGAUUUAACGCACCACUAUUGCCAGGUUUGUGCCACAUUCCGGAGCACUGGCAGCGAUGUAUGAUCCGCGGUUGGCGUAGGUAGAGCGUAUGGCAAUUUAUAGCAUAAUCAUCGUAUUUUUCUCUAUUUGUUUUACAUUUUUUCAUUUACCUUGCACCCUACUUGUGACAGGAUCAUUCAGACGAUUAGUUUUCAUGUUGUCAACGUCUCUUCGCGACUCAAGCUCGUUACUGUCACUACGGGAUCUGAUACCACAGAAUAGUAUGUAAUUAGCUAUAAAUGACGCAUAAUUGCAUGUAGAACCUGGAAUACCAUAGCGUACACUGCGUACACUACGUACACAGCAGGAAGCCGGAGAUAGGGAGCCGGCAGUAGUAUGAGACAAUAUGAGGAUGCCAUCAGCGAAUCAGGUCAUAAUACGACUAUCUCCACCACGGCGACCGAGGGGUAAUUAAUUACCUAUUGCAAAUUGAUGACAAUAACAAUAAUAAAUAGAUAAAGCGACAAAGAAUAAAC
Molecule: messenger RNA, 2822 nt
Organism: Talaromyces proteolyticus
Lineage: Eukaryota; Fungi; Ascomycota; Eurotiomycetes; Eurotiales; Trichocomaceae
Product: putative clathrin-coated vesicle protein
Exons: 7
Coding region: 307-2370 (687 amino acids)
Biological process (GO): Golgi to plasma membrane transport
Cellular component (GO): exomer complex
Molecular function (GO): protein binding
Source: RefSeq, a predicted model, not a curated record